Messenger RNA from Aspergillus wentii DTO 134E9, 1255 nucleotides. RefSeq lists its product as uncharacterized. Lineage: Eukaryota; Fungi; Ascomycota; Eurotiomycetes; Eurotiales; Aspergillaceae. The record is from RefSeq and is a predicted model, not a curated record. The transcript has a single exon. The coding region runs from base 284 to 1087 and encodes 267 amino acids.
ACUCCGGUCCAGGUCCAAGACGUGGCCGCAAGCGCGUCGUCCAAAGUGAAGCUUCCCAAGACCUUUAUCAACCGUACCAACUCAGGGUCAGUCUUUCAAGGAUCAUUCGCUUCCGGUGUUUCUUCAUAUCUGCUAACAAGAAAGCUCUAGAAUCUGUGUUUCCUUUCUCGAGCCUUACCAAGCCCAUAAAGGCAAUCAAGUUCACUGUCUCGAAGAGCAGGAAAAGCCCAAGUCGUACCAUGAUCUUAUUGUCACGGAAGCCAGUAAGGUCGUGCGAGGUGUUAUGGUCUCGGGCAAUCCAUACGUUCGUAACCUUCUUUUUCGCCUGCCGAUCGAACUUCGGUUCAAGAUCUAUGAAUACCUGUUCAUCCACGACGGCAGUGCAAUCGAAAUCGGAAGACAGAGUCACACUCCAAUGGGAAAUACCUCCAUCCUCAGAGUGUGCCACGCAAUCUAUCAUGAAGCAUCGAUUGCCCUUUAUCACUCCAUGAGCCACCGCAAGCUUUUCUUCCGGACCUAUGGUUCCUUUUCUGCGGAUGUGCUCAACCGCCGCCCUUCGCCAUUGCAGUGUUGCCGUAAUAUGUCUUAUCAGAAGUGGCUUGAAUACCCUUGCGUCGUACGAGAGCUUUCGUGGAAAAGAUCGAUUCAUUCUGUGGUCUUUUUGAUCGGAGCACUUGACUUCAUGAUGGCUUUGAAGCGGCGCUGGGCGUUUUCAGAGUUCAUCACGACGCUAAGAAUGGGCGACCAUAUGCGUAUCUAUUCUUUGACCGUCGUUGCCGCCCAAAACUGGAAAAUGCCGGGAUUCGACGAAAAUGAUUUGGUCCAGGCUUUGUUCAGUGGCGCCAUCAUGUACCUUGGAAAACUCACUUUCCGUGGCUUCAGCAACAAGGAAAGGGACCGCCUCUGUCAGCUCAUCCACGCCCGCAACAUUCCCUCGCUGAAAAUUGAACGGGAGAAGAAAAGGAUACAGGGGCCUGGAUUUUCACUUUGGAUCUGUAAGGUUUUUUUCUUUCUUUUUCUUUAUCUUGUUCGUUUUACGGUCCCUAUUUUUUUCAGCCAUCACGGCAAGUUCCUUCAAAUACACUGAAGGACGAGAUCAAUGAUGGAAAAGAACACAUCCCGAUCGGCAUCAGCCGUCUCCAGCCCCAGCCCGACAACGAGCAAUCUCUUUUCCCCUGGCGUUUUCAUGACGAUGGCACUUGCUAUUUGACGGGCAUAUAGCUGACCAACGGUUUCGUGCCCAGGAACCCGACCG